GGUGGGUGAGCACGGCACCAAACCAGGUCAGCCACGCUCACCGGAACGACGCAACUAUUCUCCACCCGUUCCCCAAGCACCAGCGGCGCCACCACACCACCACCCAUGGCUCUGGCGGCGGCGAGAUCCGGCCUCCGGUCGCUGGCGCCGCGCGCCGCGCCGGCCAGGCGCCGCAUGUCCUCCUCCGUCCACGACGACGCCUAUGAGACGGCCAAGUGGGAGAAGAUCACCUACGCCGGGAUCGUGACCUGCACCCUCCUGGCGGCGUACAACCUCUCCAAGGGCCACCCCCAUUUCGACGAGCCGCCGGCGUACCCAUAUCUGCACAUCCGCAACAAGGAGUUCCCCUGGGGACCUGAUGGCCUCUUUGAGAAGAAGGACCACCAUUAAGCAUGAAUAACAACACACUGUCAGGAGUCAUGCAUGUCUUAAAGAUUAUCUGGUUGUUCCAGUGUUUUUCUUUUCUAUUGAAACCUGUUUGCUGCAACAAGAAAUAAGAAUGACAAAACUCUUGUGUUGACUGUCAGGUCGUAACUGUGUCGUUAGCUGAACAAUACCUGUCUUUGAUUUCUUUGCUGUCCCAUCCGCAUUAAAGAUCACACGCAAGUUUGUCUUGCCCAGUUUCAGGAAACCAUGUCACUGUUAUCAAAAAGCUUGCUAUUAUAUUCUGAUUGCUUCA
Molecule: messenger RNA, 679 nt
Organism: Panicum virgatum (switchgrass)
Lineage: Eukaryota; Viridiplantae; Streptophyta; Magnoliopsida; Poales; Poaceae
Product: cytochrome c oxidase subunit 6a, mitochondrial-like
Exons: 4
Coding region: 106-390 (94 amino acids)
Biological process (GO): mitochondrial electron transport, cytochrome c to oxygen
Cellular component (GO): mitochondrial inner membrane
Molecular function (GO): enzyme regulator activity
Source: RefSeq, a predicted model, not a curated record